Phaedon cochleariae (mustard beetle) is the source of this 1242-nucleotide messenger RNA. Lineage: Eukaryota; Metazoa; Arthropoda; Insecta; Coleoptera; Chrysomelidae. The record is from the annotation of a GenBank genome assembly.
AUGGCAAUUCACAGAAACUUGGAUUCCAUCAAGAAUUUGUUGUCGGCCUUGGACAAACCAUUGAUGCAACCGAAAUGUGAUGAACAGUUCAAGCUCAAUGAAGCUACAAGGUCAUUCCACAAAAAAAUCUACUUACUGUUUAUUUGUAUGGCCUUCCAGAUAUGGGCUUUCUUCGUAGCCGUUCCAUUUUUUGUUGAUGAAAGAAUUAUGGUACUUCCAGGCUGGUUUCCUUUUGACUGGAAGGUUUCGCCUUAUUAUGAAAUGAUUUAUGUUUUUCACACUCUUGUUCUGUUAUGGAUCUGUUUCUUGGGCGCCAACGUGACUACCUUCAGUUUUGGUUUGAUGAUGCAAGUUGGACUCCAAUGUGAUUACCUGACCGUGGUUUUGGAAUCUUUAGACGACUUCCAUGUUCAUCAUGGGAUAUUGUUAUGUAAUAUUGAUGAAGAUGAUAAACGUAUGAUGAAACAGCAUCCCAGACAGUUCUCAAGAGUGAUCACAGAGAAUUUGAUAAUCUGCAUAAGACAUCAUCAAGAAAUACAGAGAUUGGCCAGAGAUGUAGAAGAUAUUCAUCGGGUGAGCAUAUUCAUCAUGUUCUUGGGAGCAUCAUUGACAAUUUGUUCAGACCUAUUCCAGUUGACCAAGGUUACAUUUGAAGGAGAUACUGCUAAAUUCCUUGUGCUGUCUUCAUUACUAAACUGUAUGCUCAUACAGCAGUAUAUGUAUUGUUGGUUUGGUAACGAAAUUAUCGAGAAGAGCAGGAAUAUAUUCACUUCUGCUUUCAACACUCCCUGGAUCGACUGCGAUUUAAAAUUCAAGAAGCUCCUGCUCAACUUCUCAUCCCAAGCGAUGAAGCCCAUAGAAAUCAAAGUUGGAGGACUAUUCACUAUGUCGAAUGCUGUUUUCAUUUCGGUUACAUUUGAAGGAGAUACUGCUAAAUUCCUUGUGCUGUCUUCAUUACUAAACUGUAUGCUCAUACAGCAGUAUAUGUAUUGUUGGUUUGGUAACGAAAUCAUCGAGAAGAGCAGGAAUAUAUUCACUUCUGCUUUCAAUACUCCCUGGAUCGACUGCGAUUUGAAAUUCAAGAAGCUCCUGCUCAACUUCUCAUCCCAAGCGAUGAAGCCCAUAGAAAUCAAAGUUGGAGGACUAUUCACUAUGUCGAAUGCUGUUUUCAUUUCGAAGUUAGAAACUUCAACAGAAAUGCCAAUAACCUAUGAAGGACCACUGAGGAAUUAUCUCAAAUGA